CCAUUAUUUGCUUCCUUUACACAACUAUAUAAUUGUUUUCCUCGUUUCAUGAGUUUCAUAAACUUAUUCACUUAAACACACACCAAACACUAUAAUACUCACAUUAUAGUUUGUUGUCUCAUUUCUUGCUUCAAUGCCAUCCAUAAAACACUUUACUAUGAAUAUAGGUCUAUUGCUAUUGGUUUUAGGUUUGUGGUGUACUAGAGAGGUUGAAGCUGAUCCUCAAGUACCUUGUUACUUCAUAUUUGGUGACUCUUUGGUGGAUGAUGGAAACAAUAAUAACCUCAAUUCUUUGGCAAAAGCUAAUUAUCUUCCUUAUGGGAUUGACUUUGAAGGAGGUCCAACAGGAAGGUUCUCCAAUGGAAAAACCACUGUUGAUGUUAUUGCUGAGCUCUUGGGAUUUGAUGGAUACAUAUCUCCCUAUUCAACUGCCAGAGACCAAGAAAUUCUCAAAGGAGUCAAUUAUGCUUCUGCAGCUGCUGGAAUUAGAGAAGAAACUGGACAACAACUGGGAGAUCGAAUUAGUUUUAGUGGGCAAGUACAAAAUUACCAAAAGACAGUGUCUCAAGUGGUGAAUUUGCUUGGAGAUGAGGACACAGCUGCAAAUUAUCUUAGCAAGUGCAUUUAUUCAAUUGGAUUGGGCAGUAACGAUUAUCUUAAUAACUAUUUCAUGCCUGCUUACCCUAGUGGGAGACAGUUCACACCUCAACAAUAUGCUGAUGUUCUUAUUCAAGCAUAUGCUCAACAACUUAGGAUUUUGUACAAUUAUGGAGCAAGGAAAAUGGCUUUAUUUGGAGUUGGACAAAUAGGUUGCAGCCCUAAUGAGUUAGCCCAAAACAGCCCAGAUGGUACAACAUGUGUUGAAAGAAUCAAUUCUGCAAAUCAAUUAUUCAACAAUGGAUUAAAAUCUCUUGUUAAUCAACUCAACAAUGAACUUAAUGAUGCAAGAUUCAUUUAUGUAAAUGUUUAUGGUAUCUUUCAAGACAUCAUAAGCAAUCCAUCAUCAUAUGGUAUAACUGUUACAAAUGCAGGAUGUUGUGGUGUAGGAAGAAACAAUGGUCAAAUUACAUGUCUGCCCUUUCAAACUCCAUGCAGUAAUAGGAAUGAGCAUCUAUUUUGGGAUGCAUUUCAUCCAACUGAAGUUGGCAAUACUGUAAUUGGUAAGAGAGCUUAUAAUGCUGAAUCUGGAUCAGAUGCUUAUCCUAUCGAUAUCAAUCGUUUGGCUCAACUAUGAGCAAGGUAUCAAUGAUUAUGAUGAAGAGAAUGGUGGCGUAAGUGAGAGAUUUAAAGAGUGUGAUGCAAGUGAUGGGAAAUAUUAUGUGUUGAACUUUAAGAGGACAAUAUCUGUAAUGAAGAGGGUGACAAAGUUGACAGUGAGUUCGAUAAACUUAAAUGAGUUAGAUGAUGUUGUUUUAGACUUGUAUUAAAAAUAAAACUUAAAGAAAAUCUAUAUUUUGUCAUUUUUCUAAAUUUAUAUUACUAAGUAUUAAACUUAUAGUAUUACGUAAUGUUAGAUAUUUUGUGUCUACUCUGUGUAUGAGUUAAUGCAUGAAGUUUUUAUUAAUACAACUUUUGUGGUAUUUCCAACUUAGGAUUGAUGAAAUCAUUAUUUGAAUUGUUUGUUUUAGGAAUAAUAUGGUAAAGAAUAUUCCUGGUAACAUAUAAAUAUAUUUA
Lathyrus oleraceus (garden pea) is the source of this 1674-nucleotide messenger RNA. RefSeq names its product GDSL esterase/lipase At1g29670. The transcript has 6 exons. Gene Ontology annotation, molecular function: hydrolase activity, acting on ester bonds. NCBI's taxonomy places the organism in Eukaryota, Viridiplantae, Streptophyta, Magnoliopsida, Fabales, Fabaceae. The record is from RefSeq and is a predicted model, not a curated record. Bases 134 to 1234 code for a protein of 366 amino acids.